Molecule: messenger RNA, 2773 nt
Organism: Dreissena polymorpha
Lineage: Eukaryota; Metazoa; Mollusca; Bivalvia; Myida; Dreissenidae
Exons: 2
Coding region: 556-1212 (218 amino acids)
Source: RefSeq, a predicted model, not a curated record
AGUGUUUAAACAGAUUGCGCUGCAGUUGCUGAUCUUGACCUGGGUCUAAGAGCUGCUAUAAAUAAUAAGGUAAAAGUCUAAUAAUGAAUAUGGACACAAAAGUGUGACAGAUAAAAAAUGUCUGCCAUUUAUAUGUAAACAAACGUGCACAAAAUAAUAUAACAUGCAGCAAAGAGCAACUGAUGGUAAAACUAGCAAAAGCAAUUAACAAGAACAAUAAUAGUAGCCAUUCUAGGUACUACAGCAAGAACAUCUGCAAUCCUCCUCGUCCCACGAGCCUAUCAGACUUCGGAACUGGUUAAGUCCCGUCACAUCCCUGAAGUGCUGGGGUAACGAGUUUCAGAGCCUGGGGGCUGCGGAACGGAAAGACUUGAGACUUUAACUGGUUCUUCUUACACGUGGAGAUUCAGCUGUAUUAGUGAACCUAAAAGACGACCCCCAUGCCUCAUCAGAGAGAUCCCAGGACCUCCCUGCCCAUCAGCAAGUCAGAGGGACAGGCCAGGACAGAGGAAAUGGCAGCCAUGUCACUUCAUUCGACUGAACCAACAACGGACUAUGAUAGUGACAGUGGCGAUGAAAAACCAGACUCUAUUCAGAAAACACAGGACCCCAAAAUACAGUAACAUUGAUUUCCGUCGCGGAUCAAAGCAAGAAAAUGGCACCGGCCCCUUCUCAUGUCUCAAAACCAAACACUAUACACUCAAGCGUUCCCUUAGACGACAAAGGAUUUGUUAUCCCGCCCAAGCCGGAUGUACCCGCACCAUCUCCACCCGUUCAGGCACGGCACGAAUCACCGAACAAAUCAUCAUCUUCACCAUAGCAGAGCAACAGAAUGGCUGUAAAAUCGAAAUUAACACUCGACAAGUUUACAUCGAGCCCCCGCCAUUACCUCCCGCUCCUCUGCCGGACUUCAUGGGCAGUGUGCCGAACAUUAACAUUCCUGCGCCUUCUGCGAUUGUUUCAAACGGCGCACUCCCCCAACCCCCACCACCACCACCUGCGGCAUCAACAUCCGAAGAAAUCACAAAAACUAAAUCCAGCGCUAGUUUGGAUUACAUUUCAAAGUCUGUUCCUCACAACGCGAUCGCUGCUUCUGAAGCCAAAAGACAGGAACGACUCCAGAAUGGUGGUCCACAGAUUGAGGAAGUGAAAGCAAAGCCAGAAAUACCACAGAUGGAUCCAACGCAAGCUGCCAUCAUUGCUGCAUUAUGAAACCGCGACAACAACUGGAGAAACAGGAUGAGAACAUGGUGAUCGACUCUAUCGAAAGCAGGCUUCAGAAGACGAAGAAGCUGCAAGCCGCCAAGUUUCCCUUGCUGGUAACAAACCACUGAAAACCGAGGCUAAACCAAAUAAAGGGGGAAAACCCUGUGUAAUCCAGUGUAAAACCAUUCGCGCCAAAAACAAGUCCAGUACUGUUCGAGAUGGAAAAGGAGGAGUUUUCAUUAAAGUCGAACCAGUAAAUGAAAUUAAAACAGUCGACAACAAUCAACCAGGAUUGACGCAAAUUAAGCGAAGCUUUUCUUCGCCAUUAGCAAAGAACACGAAACCAGUAUUUGAAACAAAACAAACACAUUGAAUAAGCAAAGGAACACCUGUUGAAGGUUUUAAUGUUAAACAAUUAGAAAAAAUCCUCCACUUCCACUUCAGAAAGCAAUAAAUCUUCAGAACGAAUAACAACUGUCGUGGUAGAAGCAAAUAAUAAUACCAGUGACAACGGAAAGACUGAUUAUCUUGCAUUGGCAGAAAAGAAACGACUCGAGUGGCUCCACAAGAAACAAAAGUCAUCUGAAUCCCCCUCAGGUACACCUGAAAGGGACGGCGUGAAAUCAAAAACUGUUGACAUUAAUGGCAAGCCCACACAAUUGUCUAUUGGAGACGUGUAUAAAAAUGUGCCUUCCCGCCUCUGGGCUUUAGAGACGAUGCUAAAACACAUGCAAAUAUUGCGCAGUGCGAAAUUAUUCCCCCGCCAUAACAUUUUAGCAGUGACAGCGGAUCUGAGCCAAAAACACAGCAAAAUAGUCCGGCAUUUUCACGGAUACGGCGAGUUUAGUAUCAUCGUUGUCAACUUUUUCUUCAUUGUCAGGCAAAGGACGCAGCAAUGGUUACGAAUAACUUAUUGCUCCACCGGCAUUGGGAUUCGGGGAUGAUCCUUCUUCUUUUAUUCAACCACCUCCCGAAUUUGGGAAUGAUAACGUGAAGAAAAACAUUCAGUGAUAAAGCUUUGGAAAAGUGGUUUUGUAAUGAUGUUCUUGAUCGGCUGGACAGUUUAAAUAUGAGCCAAUACAAAGCGAGCUUUAAGAGGAAUUGUGUUGAUGACAAGAAAUUACUGGACUUAAGCAGAGACAAUAAUAUCGACCUGGGUGUUAAACAAGUUGCACACAGAAUGACUAUUGAACGAGCUUUUAAAAAAGCGGAAAUUAAACAAAAUACAUCACAUGAAGUGAUAACGGCAGAAUAUUUGUGAAGCAGAACUUAUUAGAUAAUAGUGUUACAUUUUAAAAUGUCUUGUGCCAGUGUUACAUUUUGAAUUACGUAUGCAAAUAUGCAAGUGGUUUUGACAAAGGUUCUGCAUGUUUAAGUUUGCAUUCAGUGUAAAAAAGACCUGGGGUAUUUUGUUUUGCUUCUAAAUGUAUUAUAAGUUUAGACUCACAUGUGAGAGAAUUUAAUGUAUAAACUGUUAAUAUGUCAACAGAAUGUAUCUGUUAGAACUAACAAUUAAAUUUGGAAUUACCAAUAUUUCAUUCAUUCAUUGGACAUAUUCUUCCAUUGA